AUGGCCCGCGGAAUCAAGAAGCACCAGAAGAGGCUCAGCGCUCCCAGCGCUUGGAUGCUUGACAAGCUCGGCGGAACUUACGCUCCCAAGGCCAGCGCCGGUCCUCACAAGGCCCGCGAGUGCCUCCCUCUUAUCGUCUUCAUCCGAAACCGAUUGCGAUAUGCCCUUAACUACCGCGAGACCAAGGCCAUCAUGAUGCAGCGCCUCAUCAAGGUCGACAACAAGGUCCGAACCGACAUCACCUUCCCCGCCGGCUUCAUGGACGUCAUCUCCAUCGAGAAGACUGGCGAGAACUUCCGCCUGAUCUACGAUACCAAGGGCCGCUUCGCUGUCCACCGCAUCCAGGCCGAGGAGGCUGAGUACAAGCUCGCCAAGGUCAAGCGAGUUCAGCUCGGUCGUGGUGGAAUCCCAUUCUUGGUCACGCACGAUGCUAGGACUAUCCGCUUCCCCGACCCCUCCAUCAAGGUCAACGACACCGUCAAGGUCGACCUUGCCACUGGCAAGAUCCAGGACUACGUCCGCUUCGACACUGGUGCCAUCGCCAUGAUCACCGGAGGUCGUAACAUGGGUCGUGUUGGUGUCAUCACCCACCGUGAGCGUCACGAUGGAGGCUUCAACAUUGUCCACCUUAAGGAUGCCAUUGACAACUCGUUCGCUACCCGUGAGAGCAACGUUUUCGUCAUCGGCACUGAGAAGCCCUGGAUCUCCCUCCCCAAGGGCAAGGGUGUCAAGCUCACUAUCGCUGAGGAGCGUGAUCGCCGCCGAGCCCACGCUCACUAA
Molecule: messenger RNA, 780 nt
Organism: Parascedosporium putredinis
Lineage: Eukaryota; Fungi; Ascomycota; Sordariomycetes; Microascales; Microascaceae
Source: the annotation of a GenBank genome assembly